This is a messenger RNA of Fundulus heteroclitus (mummichog), 5313 nucleotides long. RefSeq names its product huntingtin interacting protein 1 (gene hip1). Gene Ontology annotation, cellular component: presynapse; extrinsic component of postsynaptic membrane; clathrin-coated vesicle. NCBI's taxonomy places the organism in Eukaryota, Metazoa, Chordata, Actinopteri, Cyprinodontiformes, Fundulidae. The record is from RefSeq and is a predicted model, not a curated record. Bases 232 to 3378 code for a protein of 1048 amino acids. The transcript is spliced from 32 exons. Gene Ontology annotation, molecular function: actin filament binding; clathrin light chain binding; phosphatidylinositol-3,4-bisphosphate binding. Gene Ontology annotation, biological process: clathrin coat assembly; endocytosis; actin filament organization.
GGCUGGCUGCUGUCACUGGAAGGCAGUGAGUGCUCCAGUGAAAACGGGACGGGGGAGAGUCCUCCUCCACAGCAGCAUGGACGGCUGCCCGCCAUAGUUCCCCCCCCCCUCCUGCAACCGUUAGCCCACGGAGGCUUCACGUUCACCUCUCCGCUUCCCACGAACCGUGCGUUCUCGCGUGUUUUUUAUUGUUUUUUUUUUCCUCCCCCUCCAACGCUACAACAAGCCGCGAUGGACCGAGUGAAAAGCUCCAUGCAGCAAGUCCCCAACGCCAUCCCCAAAGUGAUCCGACGGACCGGAGGGGCCAACAGCCUGGAGCUGGAGAGGGAAAACUUUGAGAGAGGCCAGGCUGUCAGCAUCAACAAGGCUAUCAACACACAGGAGGUCGCUGUCAAAGAGAAACAUGCCAGGACCUGCAUCCUGGGGACCCAUCAUGAGAAGGGCGCCCACACCUUCUGGGCCGCCGUCAACCGGCUUCCUCUCUCCAGCAACGCGGUGCUCUGCUGGAAGUUCUGCCACGUCUUCCACAAGCUGCUGCGGGACGGACACCCCAACGUGAUAAAGGACUCCAUGAGGAACAAGGCAGAUCUGGCCGAUAUGAGCAGGAUGUGGGGUCAUCUGAGCGAAGGAUACGGGAAGCUGUGCAGCAUCUACCUCAAACUGCUCAUCACCAAAAUGGAGUUUCACAUUAAAAACCCUCGUUUCCCCGGGAACCUGCAGAUGUCGAACCGGCAGCUCGACGAGGCGGGAGAGAACGACGUCAACAACUUCUUCCAGCUCACGGUGGAGAUGUUCGACUACCUGGAGUGUGAGCUCAACCUCUUCCUCGGCGUGUUCAACUCCCUGGACAUGUCCCGGUCCGUGUCGGUGACGGCGGCCGGCCAGUGUCGCUUGGCUCCCCUCAUCCAGGUCAUCCUGGACUGCAGCCACCUGUACGACUACACCGUCAAGCUGCUCUUCAAGCUGCACUCCUGCCUUCCAGCCGACACCCUCCAGGGCCACAGAGAUCGCUUCCAGGAGCAGUUCAAGAAGCUAAAGAGCCUCUUCUACCGCUCCAGUAACCUGCAGUAUUUCAAGAGGCUGAUUCAGAUCCCACAGCUGCCUGAGAACCCGCCCAACUUCCUGCGUGCGUCGGCGCUGUCGGAGCACAUCAGCCCCGUGGUGGUGAUUCCCGCCGAGUCGUCUUCACCCGAGUCGGAACACGUGGUGGAGACGGACGACCUGGUGGACACGGACGUCCCCUCCCUGCCGGCCCCGCCAGAGGUCAAGUUUGACGACUUGUUUGGCACGUCUGCCGCCAUCGACCCGUUCAACUUCAACAGCCAGAACGGCAUGCGCAAGGACGACAAAGACCGGCUGAUCGAGCAGCUGACGAGGGAGAUCCAGGCUCUCAAGGAGGAGCUGGAGUCUUUCAGACUGGAGAGCGGCCGGCUGUGUCAGGCUCUGAGGGGCCGCGUCAGCGAGCUGGAGGCAGAGCUCGCCGAGCAGAGCCACCUGAGGCUGCAGGCCGUCGGCGAGAGCGAGUUCCUCAAGGCGGAGCUGGACGACCUGCGGAGGGCCAGGGAGGACACGGAGAAGGAGCAGCGGAGCCUGACGGAGAUCGAGAAAAAGGCCCAGGCCAACGAGCAGCGCUACACCAAGCUGAAGGAGAAAUACACAGAGCUGGUCCAGAGUCACGCGGACCUGCUGAGGAAGAACGCAGAGGUGACCCGGCAGAUGACCGUGGCCCGGGCGGCUCAGGACGAGGUGGAGGCAGUCAGGAGGGAGAUGCAGGAGAAGGUGAAGAGCGCGCAGGAGGCUUCGGACAGGCAGGAGAGGGAGCAGGUCAAGCAGCUUCAGGAGCUGCAGAGAGAGCUGCUCUCCACCCAGGCAGAACUGGACUCCCUGAAGACCAGCGUGGCUUCGUCUCAGCAGAGCUCGAGCGAAGUGCUCAGCACACAGCUGGUCGCCCUGGAGUCUGAGAAAGCGGAGCUGGUGCAGACCCUGUCCAAGGUGGAGGCGGAGCUUGCGCUUCAGGGGGAGGAGCUCCAGCGAGUCCAGAACUCGCUCAGCACCGAAAGGGAAAGCGGCGUGAAGACGGCGGAGGCCCUGCAGAAUCAGCUCAACGAGAAGGAGAGCAGGGAGCAGGCUUUGGAGGGUCAGCUGGUCUCAGCCCGCUGGUCCAUCCUGCAGGGAGCGGUGGAGGAGGCGGAGAAGAUCGUCCAGGACUCGUUGGCUCAGAUAGACGACCCGGCGCACAUCAGCUGCACCAGCUCUGCAGAAUAUCUUGCAUCUAGAUGCCAAGCCUCUUUAGACUCCAUGGACCACCUGCAGAGCACCAGAGAGGCCUUCCUGGCUGACAACACAGCUGUUUUGGAGCUGGUACGAGCGGUGACCCAGUGUGGCCACCUGGUGGGCGACACCAUCAUUCAGGGCAGUGCCACCUCCCACAUGGUGCCUGUGGAGCAAGCAGACGCGCUGUCUGAGAGCGUGAAGGCGUGCGGAUCGGAGGCCCUGGCUCUGCUGGGGCAGAUGAAGCAGCGGGACAGCCUGGCUGCUGCAGACAGCGACAGGCUGAGGGCCGCCCUGGAGGCCAUCCUGGCCACUGCAGAGAAGCUGCGCCCGCGGGGUUUGGAGCUGCAGCAGGGGGAGCUGGGGGAUCUGGUGGAGCAGGAGAUGGCUGCCACGUCCGCCGCCGUGGAGUCGGCCGCCGCCAGGAUAGAGGAAAUGCUGAACAAGUCCCGAGCGGUCGAUACAGGAAUCAAGAUGGAGGUCAACGAGAGGAUCCUGGCCUCCUGCACGGAGCUGAUGCAGGCCAUCAAGGAGCUGGUUUUGUCUUCCAAAGAUCUGCAAAGGGACAUCGUGGAGAGCGGAAGGGGGGCAGCCUCCAUGAAGGAAUUUUAUGCGAAGAACUCCCGCUGGACAGAGGGCCUGAUCUCUGCCUCCAAGGCUGUGGGAUGGGGCGCCACGGUCAUGGUGGAUGCCGCCGACAUGGUGGUGCAGGGGAAAGGGAAGUUUGAGGAGCUGAUGGUGUGCUCACAUGAAAUAGCUGCUAGCACGGCACAGCUAGUGGCUGCUUCCAAGGUAAAAGCAGAUAAAGACAGCUCUAACCUGCACCGUCUGCAGCAGGCGUCCCGCGGCGUCACUCAGGCCACCGCCGCUGUUGUGGCCUCCACCAAGUCGGGGAAAUCCCAGAUUGAAGACACGGAAACGAUGGACUUCUCCAGCAUGACUCUGACCCAGAUCAAGCGACAGGAGAUGGACGCACAGGUUAUGGUUCUGGAGCUGGAGACCCGUCUGCAGAAGGAGCGGGAGCGCCUUGGCGAGCUGAGGAAGAAGCAUUACCAGCUGGCCGGUGUAGCGGAGGGCUGGGGCGAGGAAGAGGAAGCCACGGGAUGAAACCCUCCUCCUCCUCCUCCUCCACCCCUGGACCCGCUUCUCUCUCCCUCCUUUUAUUUAUAGACACACUUUUCUGUCUUUUUUUCUCACAUUUAUCUGCGCGUUGUAUACAAGCCAAAUGAAAAGGUGCUUCUUCUUUUUUUCUGGAUCCCUUCACCUCUACGUACACGCCUGCACACUUUUCCCACGCUGAGCCCUGCGACAGGUUUAGCAGCAGCAGGUGGAGUCAGGAUGGAGGAGCGCCUUGAGCGUGCUGCUUCUGGACCGCCGCUGCGACGUGUCGGCCCCGUUUUAACGACCGCACCCGGUAGAGGAGUCACAGAGGAGAUGACACGAGCACAACGGGUCUGAACCUCUUAGGGGGGGUCUGGAAGCGGAACGGUGGCUCCCUCCUGUCCAAACCGUGUGUCCCAGCGUAGCUCCGCUGCUGAUUGGUCCCGCGUCCCGAUCUGAUUCCGCCGGAUUGGCUGCCUCCAGCCGGUCCCGCUCCAAGUUUCUUCCUGUUCUGCUCUCACUGUGAGUUUAUCACCUUUUUUAAGUCCGUACGGCGGAGAGCCGGCCCGCGGACUUUCUGCCUUUCACGUCCUCACCGUUGUAACGACCGUGACUGUUAAGCUGAAGCAAAACUCUCACCCUUCCGCUUCAUUUUCUUCCUUUUUUUUUACUUGUCAGCAUUAUGAGGGUUGGGUUUUGCCCGGGCGAGCACAAAACACUAACAACACAAGCGUUGGUUACUUCUUCUUUUUCCUUGCCAUUUAUUUAUAAAGCAGAGUUUGAUAUUUCCUUCACAUCCGACGCACUGGGUUCAGAUCUGGGAUCCAAUCACGAAUCCGUUCUGCAGGAACUUUCCGAUCAUUUCAGAGGAAUUUAGACACGAGAACGAAGCGUCUGGUUUUUUUAUUUUUAUUUUUUUUUAUUUUAUUACUGCCUGAGAAUUCAAGGCACCCCCACAGCACAAAGGUUUCAUCACCAGACCUUCUGGACCCGAUCCCAGUGGAUCCAUUGGUCCCUAAAGACCACGUAGCUGUCGUUGCAUAAACUGCGAGCCGCCUGUUGUUGCAGAGAACCACUUUGUUGCAUCUUUCCACGUAAAGAUUGGGCGCGCCUGAAUGCCACGCGUCUUUUACUCCCAUACGUUUCCCCGCUCAGACGGAUGGAGUGGACUCCCCAGGACGAGCAGGAUUUCUGUCUUCUCUUUUUUUUUUUGUCUCCUCCUCUUUUCCAGCCAACACCUUUUAAACCUUCUCCCCCGUGUGUUGAUGCCGACAACGACUCUGUGUCUUAACGCGCAGCCUCACCUGUGUGGUUGACGCUGUAUUUUCUUGUUGUUCUCUGUAACGGACGCUGCUUAAUUAGAACCAGCUCGUUUUUUUGUUUAUUUGUUUUUCUUUCCCCUCCAUAUAAAGAGAAAACGGGCGAGGUAGUCCGAAUCAAAGUAGAUCCAUUUCUAUUCCCAUCUGCUGCUCCAGCCAGGUUUAAAGCAAGCAUCCUUCACUGUACUGUUACUUGCAGGUUGUUGUAUUUAAUCACAAAUUUAGCUGAUUUACGUGGAGAAACUGUUAGCUGGUAUAAUUUAAAACACAAUAUAGCUCGUAUAAGAGGCCGGACAUCUCCUUACAGAGGGAUCUCAAGUGUCUUGAAGGGUAAAGUGCACACAAUUUGAGUGACGUAUUGGUUUUCUCCCUUUUAUUUCUUUGCUGAGAUGAUUUUUAUUAACCGGUUUUAUUUAAUUUUCUUCCUUCGGUCUCUUUCGGGUUUGUGUCUGUAGUUCCACCAGCUCGGCCAGCCUUUUUAAACUGCCUCAUACUGUAGUCGGAGACAGAUAACUCACAUAGCAACGUUGAAAUACGUCUUUGUAUGAUAUUAUACUAAACCAAUGUUGGUUGGGUGUGUUUUUAUUUUUCCAGUUUUUGAAAUAAAUACUUUGAUUCAUUA